UUGGAUUGGACAUUUGGACUUUCGAAUAGGUCCGAUUGUAGAGUGCACACAAUAGAUAGAUUGGUGUAAGAGACAAAGGAGUCUGUGAACAAUAUGUCGCUGCGCCCACUUGUCGAAGGCGAUUGCGGAGCCGUAAACCCUUUAGUACAACUUGGUGGCCAAUUCACUCGCGAUGUUGCACACAAGGAUGAAGGUCUUACGAAGGCGCAAUUUGAGCGCAGUAUGCGCUCCGACGAGCGGCUAGUACAAGAAUUUUUUGGUCAAGCAGCUGGUCCACCCCAGUCUUUUCAAAUGGACACCUUGCUUCAGGAGAUGCGCGAUAUUAACAUAAGUGGAGAUGGAGUGUCGCAGCAACAGUGCAUGCAGGACCAGGUGGCCAGCCAGUGGAGUGCGGACUUCACGCAGCAAAUGGCACCCGCACUCCCUAAUAAUAUGGUGCACAUGCAACCACAGCCACAGCCACAGUUGCAUUACGUUCGGGAGUUUUUUGAUGGACCUGGGACGAGUAGUCGGAAUUUCUAUGCACCACCUAUGAUGCGACAACCCUACAUGGCCAUAGCUGCUGGUCCUCAGCAGCAUAACACAUUCUUCGAUACGAACACGAUUAUAACGGAAAACAUACCGAUGGCUCAGAAGGGUGAAUCUGUUGAUGAUUGGAUCACUGACUAUCAAACUAGCAAGAAAGAGAAUGAGCAAACUGUAACCAAUUUCAACGAGAAAUUCUGGCAGCGUCUACAAGAAGAAUGGCAGAAGCUGGCUGAGGAGAACGAACAUCCCUGGCUCUCCGAAUACAAUGAGAACUUAGACGCUUACAAGGAGUACGAGUUCGCCGAAGAAAAUCCCAUGUCCGAGCUGGAUAAUGCUUUUGAGAAGGGAAAAGAAUAUCUAUCCAAAGGCGAUAUACCAAGCGCAGUACUUUGUUUUGAGGUGGCGGCCAAAAAAGAACCGGAGCGCGUGGAAGUCUGGGAGCUGUUAGGCAUAUCGCAAGCCGAAAACGAAAUGGACCCGCAAAGCAUAGCGGCACUGAAACGGGCUUUGGAACUACAGCCAGAGAAUCAACGUGUACUAAUGGCUCUGGCCGUGUGCUAUACUAACGAGGGCCUGCAGAACAAUGCCGUGCGCAUGCUCUCAAACUGGCUACAAGUGAAUCCACGCUAUCAGCACUUGCUCACAGCCCAUCCAGAGUUACACUCUGAACAGAUUUCACUUGCUUCGUCGCUCAUAGGAGCGAAUAAACUGCGCGAACUGCAGCAAAUAUAUCUGGAGGCGGUGCGUAUAAAUCCAGCGCAAGUCGAUCCUGAUUUACAGGAGGCACUAGGCGUACUUUACAAUUUGUCCAAUGAGUACGACAAAGCCGUCGAUUGCUAUCGCUCUGCCCUGCAUGUAGAUCCACAAAAUGCUAAAGUGUGGAAUCGUCUUGGCGCUAGUUUGGCUAACGGCUCGCGCUCGGUAGAGGCUGUAGAGGCCUAUCAGCAGGCGCUUCUGCUUCAACCAGGAUUCAUACGCGUCCGUUACAACGUCGGUGUGUGUUGCAUGAAUCUGAAGGCAUACAAAGAGGCCGUGGAGCAUCUGCUGACCGCUCUGACCAUGCAGGCACACACCAACGCCGCGCGCGAGUUGCCAAAUGCGGCAGCAGCUACAACAGCCGGUGGACAGCAUCAGAUGUCCGAAUCAAUUUGGAGCACCCUGAAAAUGGUCAUUUCACUUAUGGGCCGGAGUGAUCUCCAGGGCUACGUAAGCGAUCGAAAUUUGACGGCCCUCAAUGAGGCGUUCAAGGAGUAGGCUCUCGCUUAACUUUCGGUCUUUCGGUGAAGAGCUUAGUUGUACAUAAUGUAUUUAAAUGCAUACCUCUGUUUCGCUUUAAAUUUUUGGUUUCAUGUAUUUAGCUAUCAUACAUUCUGCCUUUUUCUGGAUUUUUGUGUUAAAGCACAGAAUUGAAGAUGGCAAAUAUAUAUACGUAUACGUCUAUAUUUAUAUAAAUGUAUGUAAAGUUCACUUAAA
Molecule: messenger RNA, 2001 nt
Organism: Scaptodrosophila lebanonensis
Lineage: Eukaryota; Metazoa; Arthropoda; Insecta; Diptera; Drosophilidae
Gene: Pex5
Product: peroxisomal targeting signal 1 receptor
Exons: 1
Coding region: 94-1782 (562 amino acids)
Biological process (GO): protein import into peroxisome matrix, docking
Cellular component (GO): peroxisomal membrane; cytosol
Molecular function (GO): protein binding
Source: RefSeq, a predicted model, not a curated record